This is a messenger RNA of Oppiella nova, 743 nucleotides long. Lineage: Eukaryota; Metazoa; Arthropoda; Arachnida; Sarcoptiformes; Oppiidae. The record is from the annotation of a GenBank genome assembly.
GGCAUCGAACGCGCAGUCAGUGUGUGAGUUGAGCAGUGAAUGUGAAACGCAUUGCAGUUAUCGCUGUCUCUGUUGACCACCUCUUCGCCCAUCACCACAACACCACAACACGACAACACUUCCCACUCAUCCCAUCGUCACAGACAUAGCCCCCAACGAUGUCGCCAAUGAGUGGUCGAUCCGUUAUCAUCGAAACCAUUGCCAUCACUUCGGAGUCGGUGUCACUGAUUGGCCGAACGCUGCGGGAAGUGCUGACACUCGUCGCCAACGGAUUGGCAGCCAAUCAGACGUCGACUCACUUGCGGGUGGAUGUGAUCGAUGGCCAGAAGUCGCCGCAGCAACAGGUGAUACCAUACAUACCGCUGAUGGACGUGCGGUCGGCUCUGUUUCGCGACAAAUGUGCGGACAAACUGUUGACACUCUUCAGCACCAAAACGGCAACACAUCCGCCGAUGUCUGCCAUCAAUGUCUGCGAACGCAUCGCCCGAACCAUAAGACAUAUUCGCGAUUCAGUGAACGCUUCCAAAGACGCCAUCACACGAGUGGAGAUGACAUACAUCUGCGGCCGACAUCGGGAUCAAGUGAUGGAAGACUUCUGUCAACUGUUGGCCAAAAAGCAAAUCGAUUUGUCGUUCCUAUCGAUGCUGAAUAUCGUGUGCAUUGAAUCGACUCGUGAGGCGACCAACGGAUUCAAGCCAUUGGUCUGCGGACCGACCGGUGCUGUCAUCGCCGGCGCCACUCGU